GAGAAAGUUCCCGUGGAGAGCUCGCCCCCCGGAGGGCCGACGUUGAGGCCGCUCGCGGCGAGGGUCGCAGGUCCCGUGUGUUCAGCCUGCGUUCCCCCUGCGCGCACUGGGCCGCCCGGGGCUCGGCUCUGUCGGAAGCAGGGGUGCAUCGCUGGUGGGCUGCCGCCGCCAAACUUGGAGGUGAAGGAUGCUGCGAAAGGGAGCGGCGGCGCAGAGCGCGGGGGCGCACUGAGUGCUCCCGGCGGGCGGCCCCGGGCAGCGCAGCCAGGGCUGCGGCCGGGCGAGCGCGCCGAGGCUGAGCGGCCAGGUAGCGGCUCCAGCGCCAGGACUGCGCCAGCCCUGAGAGCCAGGGCCGCCAACGCCACCGUGCCGGUAUCGCCUCCUAGCCACCGAGCAAUGGUGCGCGGAGCGCGCACGCUGCGCGCGGGACUCUGAGCUCCGGCCGCGCCGCUCGCCCCCACCGCCCCUCUCCGCUCGCGGCUUCCCCGCCAACCUCGUCCGCGGGCGAUGAAGCUUUGGUCCGGAGUCCCUCGCCUCUGAGCCUCGCCUCGCCCACUCCAGCCCCAGAGCCGCUCAGCCACAGAUAGCAGCGCUCCGGCCGCUGGAGCUCCCCGUCCUCUCCCAGGGAUGGCACCCAGGCGCCCCGGGAUGGCGCUCCCAGGGCCCCUCCGGCCGCGCAAAGUUCGCAGGAGGCGAGAGAUGCUGCCACAGCAAAUUGGCUUCGUGUGCGCGGUGCUGGCCCUGGUGUGCGGUGCGUCCGGCCUCUUCGGCAGCUUGGGGCACAAAACAGCUUCUGCGAGCAAACAUGUUCUACCAGACACAUGGAGAAAUAGAAAGCUGAUGGCACCAGUGAAUGGGACUCAGACAGCUAAAAAUUGCACAGAUCCUGCAAUUCACGAGUUCCCCACAGACCUGUUCUCCAAUAAGGAGCGACAGCACGGAGCCGUCCUGCUGCAUAUCUUCGGUGCUCUGUACAUGUUCUACGCCUUGGCCAUAGUGUGUGAUGACUUCUUUGUUCCAUCUCUGGAGAAGAUCUGCGAGAAACUCCAUCUGAGUGAAGAUGUGGCAGGAGCCACCUUUAUGGCUGCAGGAAGCUCGACGCCCGAGCUGUUUGCCUCUAUUAUAGGUGUGUUCAUCACCCAUGGAGACGUCGGGGUUGGGACCAUCGUGGGAUCUGCUGUGUUCAACAUCCUGUGUAUAAUCGGAGUCUGUGGGAUCUUUGCGGGUCAGGUGGUCCGUCUGACGUGGUGGGCCGUGUGCCGAGACUCUGUGUACUACACCCUCUCUGUCAUCGUGCUCAUCGCCUUCAUAUAUGAUGAAGUUAUUGUGUGGUGGGAAGGCCUGGUGCUUAUCAUCUUGUACGUGUUUUACAUUCUAAUCAUGAAGUACAAUGUGAAGAUACAGGCCUUUUUCACCAUCAAACAAAAGACCAUUGCAAAUGGCAACACGGUCAACAGUGAGCUGGAGGAUGGUAAUGAUUACUGUGAUAGUAGCUCUGAUGACCCUUCCAUGCCAUUGCUGGGGCAAGUGAAGGAGGAGCCGCAGUACAGCAAAAACCCAGUGGUGAUGGUGGACGAGGUCAUGAGCUCCAGCCCUCCCAAGUUCAGCUUCCCGGAAGCGGGCUUACGCAUAAUGAUCACCAAUAAGUUUGGGCCCAGGACCCGACUACGGAUGGCCAGCAGGAUCAUAAUUAACGAGCGGCAAAGGCUGAUCAACUCAGCAAACGGCGUGAGCAGCAAGCCACUUCAAAAUGGGCGACACGAAAACAUCGAAAACGGAAAUGUUCCCGUGGACAACCCCGAAGACCCUCAGCAGGAGCAGGAGCGGCAGCCCCCCCCACCACUGCCACCCCCGGAGCCAGAGCCAGUCGAGGCGGUCUUCCUGUCCCCCUUCUCCCUGCCCGAGGCCAGAGGAGACAAAGCCAAGUGGGUGUUCACCUGGCCACUCAUCUUCCUCCUGUGCAUUACCAUCCCCAACUGCAGCAAGCCUCGCUGGGAGAAGUUCUUCAUGGUCACCUUUAUCACCGCCACGCUGUGGAUCGCCAUCUUCUCCUACCUAAUGGUGUGGCUGGUGACUAUUAUUGGAUAUACUUUUGGGAUCCCUGAUGUCAUCAUGGGCAUUACUUUCCUGGCAGCAGGCACGAGCGUUCCAGACUGCAUGGCCAGUCUAAUCGUGGCGAGACAAGGCCUUGGUGACAUGGCAGUCUCUAAUACCAUAGGAAGCAACGUAUUUGACAUCCUCGUGGGACUCGGCAUACCAUGGGGCCUACAGACCAUGGUUAUUAAUUAUGGAUCCACGGUGAAGAUCAACAGCCGGGGUCUGGUCUAUUCCGUGGUGCUGUUGCUGGGCUCCGUGGCGCUCACCGUCCUUGGCAUCCAUCUAAACAAAUGGAAACUGGACCGGAAGCUGGGUAUCUCCGUGCUGGUUCUCUACGCCAUCUUCUUGUGCUUCUCGAUAAUGAUAGAGUUUAACGUCUUCACCUUUGUCAACUUGCCAAUGUGCCAAGAAGACGAUUAAAGCUGAGCCACUGCCUGCCGGGAGCUUUCUGGACACUGGCGCUGGCAUCCUCCUUUCUCUCCCCUCCCCCACCACGAAUCUCUCCUGCACCGGCAGCUGCCGGCUGUUCUUUCAAACACUGGAAGGAAGAGCCAUCGUGGUCUUUGGUCCCGGGCCAGGCUGCUGGGCGUCCUCCUCCUCCUUGGAGUUCUGUCCCCAAAAAGGCAAGAUUCAGGGGCUGCUAUUUGAGCAGCUCCGCAGACCUCUGAGCUGCAAGCCAGAGAGGUAUGGCGUGUGUCUCAUCUCUCGGACACUGUAGUCAGAAGGACUAAUGUGUGCCAUUUGUCUUUCUGUUUCGCAGCAUCCUCAGAAAUGAGGUGGUCCGUGAAUGCGAGGUCUCCUGGGGCAAGUGCAAAAUAGGAAUAUUGUUCUUAAUUGUCACCUGUGGGCCAGAGGGUGUGAGUUGCUUAGACAGCACGUGCUGCUAAGAGCCUCUGACUCCAGCUGGAAGCACUCAUGGUGUGGAAGGGUCAAGGCCUCAACCUGCUGGAGGUUUGGGACAGUGACAUGAGACAUUCCACCCCUUUUUCUGGAAACAUGGGAAGAAUGGAAACAGUCUUUCACAGUUUUUUCACAGCAGAAGAGAGACGAGAAAACAAUACUCUUAUCACUUUUACUGAUGCAUUCAGAGAAUGAGCAAUGAAAUAUUAAAAAUAAAAUGUCAUGUCGAUCAUCAUACUUGAAAAACAUCCUUUCAUACAAAAGGACCAUGAUGGGGAGCAAAAAGGUAACCCCCCAAAAAACAAAUCCUAUGUGUAUCGUGUUGCAUGGACACUAAGACAUUUGAUUCGGAAUUUAGGAAAGAGUGAAAAACUAACAUCUAAAUGGGUGCUAGAGAGACAGUGGAGGUUGUAGUUUACAGCCAUACAUUCCAGACCUUUCCUGCGAUGCGAUGCACUGUCACUUUGGCUUUGUCAUCAUUUCUUUGUUAACGCUCUCUACUCUCAAAACCAUCCUGUUGAAAGACCCAAUUGUUUAUCUGCCCAACAAAUUUCACAGCCUGCUGAACUGGAAUGGGGGAUGGUUAAUGACAAGAAGAGAGGUUUCCUGGAAAACAAUACAUUGCUCCCUGGUUAGCUGGAGGCAAAUAUGAAAACCAUAACUUGGAAUUUUUAGAGCUAAGGUUCUUGAACCUUAUAGUUUGCUAUACAUGACAGGCCAAGGAUGGGAGGCCAAUUCAAAAACAGAUAGAAAAAUAUUAAACAACUUUCGACUGCUUCCUAGCUCUCAGAUAUAUAGUCAAAAGAUUUACGAAUACAAACCAUUUGUGGUCGCUAAAAAGAAAGCACAAUUAAUUUUAUAUAGAGGUGUUUUUUAUUUUUUUAAUGUUUCUAUUGCAGAAGUCUAUCAGAUUCGAUGCACUUUUAAUAUUGAGAUAUUUUGCACGGAAGACUGUAUGGGAAUUACCCUUGAUGGUGUGAGGAAAGAAGGUUGUUAGCAAUUCACCAAUAAUCAGUCAUUGGUGAUGAACUGAAAUCCAGUAGCUCAUUUCUUCCUGAGACACAGAGGUUGUGAUCUGUGGGACCUGUGGCUGUGCUCUUUAAAGCCUCCUUUAGAAGGAGCACGUGUUCCUGCUUGUUUCUUUAAGUUAGUGAGAGCCUAAGAUGGACCGGAACUCUGUCACCAGGCUUCUCGUUGGGAGCCAUCAGUGUUACUAGCUACACCCCGUGAAGAUUUCUCUUUCAGUUCCUCUACCUGGAUGUGGGGCUCAGUGGUCUUCGAGUUGAGGACAAACGUGAUUUUCCUAAGAAAUUAGCGAAGUGGGAAGUCAGAAGCCCUUAGGUUGUCAGUAUAAACUUUAGAUGCAGGGGCUUUGAGAGUUCUCGGGACACCCUGUGCCCUCUUACCAGUAUACCUGGCCUGGUCCCCUCUGCCGUACAGACUCAUCAGGUUUGCGAGUGUGUCUGUCUCUUGAUUCUCAAAACCGCCCUGUGACUAAGUAAGGAUUAUUGUCCUUGUUUAACAGAAAACUUAGUCUUGGAAAGGUCAAGUGACUCUAGGUCAAUGACCAGUCAGUAUAGAGCAGGGGAUGAGCUCCGGGUCGUACCCCUUCCCAGCUCAGCCAGUCCAGUGGGUUGGCCACGGGGUGGGAGGAAGCGUGGGUGUGUUUGCCCUUGUGGUUGGUUCUCAUUGUCUGAGUUAAAACUUCAUCAGUUAUUUAAUUGACUUUUGGGUAUCCCAGCUCAUAUCCUAGUUUCUAUCUCUAUCCAAUGUCCUUAUUUUUUCCUGAUAAAAACCAAAAAAAAUAUUUUUAGCUGCAAGGCACAGGCCGCAUAGCCCCAGAGGAUGUUCCCGCUAGUGUCACUUUUCUGAAUACUUGUGUAGCUUUCAGAGAAAAACACAUCCUAAUUACCCACCUCUUCCUCAACAGAAUCCUUCUGAGAUUAUAAAGUACACUGCAGUUGUAGUUUGAGACUAAAAAAUGUUUUUAAUAUGUAGAGCACUCCUCCUGGUUAAUUCUCUUUUGACUUCAACGUGCCAAUGUAACUUCCUUAAAGGAUCUAUGCAGUUAUUGUCCCUAGGAAACUAUAUAUACACUGUAGGGGGGAAAAAAUCCUCUUUUUUAACUAAAUAUUUUUCCAUCACACGUUUAAAGAAUUGCUUGAUUAAUUAGGCCUUCAUUUAAAAAUACUGCUGUUCACCACUACGCAGGAUUGCUUCCUUUAUUUUAGUCCCAAAGUUAAUUAGCACUGGGUAAUUACACUGCUACAAAAAUAGGCAAUUAAAAUAAUAAAUUUUGUUCUUCUAAUUGGGGGCAGAAAAGAAAGGCGAACCAUUACCCUCAAAGAGAAAAUGUCCAUAGAAGCAAGAGCAGGAGGUUCCGGUUGAUUUCUGGUUUGGAAUUUGCCCUUACCAGCCCUGUCAUGGUCAGGGUGGAAGCUGUGCGGUACCUUGAGAAGCUGGCCCUGAAGGAAUGUUCUGGGUCAGCCUCGGUGAGAGACUAAUGGCUAAGGGCGCCGGGGGCAGGUCAGACCUGUCCCACCGCCAUAUCCACACCCUUCUUUUCGCCCAUGGUCUACUGGCCUCUGUGCCUCUGUCCAUGUGCACAGAUCUUGCUGCCCGUAUGAGUUUUCACGUGCUUGUUACCCCCCACCUGUUAAGACUAUUUCUUCCUUCUGCCCAUCAGUCCCCUGCCUUUACAGACCUGAGCAACUGGUAAGGCACUAGCCCUCCCGAAGGUAAACCAGUGGGACGUGCACACCACUCUAGAUCAGUGCUGUAGACCCCGACCAGAGACACCUGCCCCCAGACUUCCCAGGGUCCAGAUCCUGAGGGAGCCAUCUGUUCCUCUUCCCUUUUGAGGAGGAUUUGUAAGCCUUAUGGUAUCAGCAAAAGCCCAGCUCUCAGGGACACCCGGCUCACACACAGGCUGGGAAUCUGGGAAGGGUGUGGGCGGCCUCCUGGCGGGACACCCUUCUUUUCUUCUGGCGUUUGUCCUCCCUGAGUCCAAGGCCCUUCCGUGGCCUUAAGGCGGGGAUGGACCACGGCAAGACGUACCGAGAAAGGAUCGGUUGGUUCCUUCUCUCCUUCCCCAGGUGUGAACUGUGCUAGUGGGGUUAAGGUGCUGAGACAGUGAGGGUUCUCCUGCCGUGUGUGGGGACUUUCCCCUCGAGUCAGCAGGAGAGAAGCAGAGCCCUUCAGCUGUGCUCCCCCAGCCCUGACACCCAGUGGGUACUUAGGGUCCGGGUGGGUCUCUUCUCUCCCUCCCCACCUCUCCUUCCCUCCUAGGCCCUGUUCAUCCCUGGCUGAAAAAGACGGCCGUGCUGCGCAUGUGACAGGCUCCAGCAAAAAGCUUGGUGCUUGAAAACACAAAGAACUUGCCUCUUAGAGUGAAAAUCUUCAAGUGAUUGUUCCCAUACGCCAUGACUUACAUAUUCCUGGGUCCUUCUAAUGCCUUCUGAACAUGAUUCCUGUGUUAGGUCUUCUCCCCUUGAGGCACUUAGCAGAUGGUCCAGGUCUGGAGAUGGUCCAGGUCUCAGAAGCUUCUUUGCCACGUCGUCCCCAUAGAAACUUCCAGACAUUUAUGAAAAUGCUCUCUGGACAGCUCUUGGGUGGCAGGAUGUCAUCAACCCCCACCCCAAUCCCGGAUCUGAAGUGCUUGCUCCCUGACCCCUGUCCUCAAUCCGUAUGUGGAUUCCCCAGAGCGUCUGGCACCCCCACCAGGUAUGAGCCUUUGCUCUCUGGCUUUUCACUCUGUGGCUGAGCACUGAGCUCCUCAAGUGUGAAGACUCCCUCGGGGCCUUCUCAAAGCAUGGGGGAGGGGCCCCUCCAGCAUUGUCAUGUGUCUGUCAUGUGGGUGAUAGAACAGGAGGCUCGGUAAAGAACGCGCGUGGGACGCAGAUUUUGUUGCUCACUUUGAGCGCGCCCUUUGCCAGCCUGGCUCAUUGGGGCCCUUUUGCUGUGCUGCAGAGAACAUUCCCCAAAGGGCACAGUGUGCAGGGGUGCAGAUUUUUAAAAGGCAUUGAGGUGGUUUCAUUUGCUUCUUAAUCAGGAAAACUAAACGGGGACACUAGUUUUGUGUUUCACUUCAGGCCUGGUGGCCAACGGGAGAGUACCCAGCCUGUCACAGUGCUGCUUGACCUUGAGGAAACGGUGUCUGCAUGAAAUCGGGAGAAGAGGCACUUUUCUCCUAUUCUGCCACAUCGGUGGCACAACAGGAGCGCCAGAGGAGUGGUCUUAGAGCUUCGGAAUUUCAUGGGGAUUUAACAAAUUCUAGCUUCUCAGUGACAAAUGGCUCCCCAGGUCCGUUCAUCUUUGCUAAAUCCUCACACACUGCCGGGGGCUGGUGGCUGUGCUUUGUGUCACCUUUUACCUGCGUCUUUUUAAGGCUUCUCAUCACCUCUUUAUAGUGUCAGUGUCCAGUUGUCAUGGCUGUGUGUCCUUCACACACUUCAUUGCAGGGCCGAGAACAUUCUCUUUUCUAAUGUAGGAAAAGGUCUGCUGCCUGAAUACCCCGGUACAGAACUGUGGGUGAUGGGAGGUGGCUCUGGGAGUUGAAAAUACCCCCUGUACCUAUGUGAAAGUCCAGCCCUUGGUUGUGUGGCUUUUCCAUCUGUUAGACUCAUGGGUCUGGAUUGGCUGUUCCUUGGUGAAAAGCCUAAUGACAAAUUCGGGCAUAAUCCACACCUAGUCCCACUGUUGCCAGAAUUCAAACAGUUGCUUUUUAUGCAACAUAUUAGUUGGGACAUUUCCAUAGUCAAAGCCAAUGAAACCCUUAAUCCUGGAGAAAGUAUGUACCCUCCCCACCGCAGCGUUGGAAAACAAUUUUUUUUGAAGCUAUCCAGAGAGAAUAUGUGCACCUUUUGGCUUCUAGCUGCCUGGUUUGGUACGAUGAGCCUUUGUGCAGAAAGGGCGGGUCUCAGACAGCAGAGUCCUCUCUGCUCCCACUCCAGGAUUCCCAAGUAUCCAGACAGACAUACAGUCCCCUUCAACGGGAGGAGCGAGGCCUUUCCUUCCACUGAAAAUGACUGGGGUGUGAGCAAAACAGCUCUGUUUUUCCAAAUAAGAUAUUCCAGUGGGUUUUUUUCUGGCCACAGGGACACCCCAGCCCUCACCUCCAGAGGUGCCCUUCUGAGCUAGAGACCAUUUCCUGGAGCUUCCUCCACAAGGCUUGGACUAAGGACAUUUGGGGACCCAGUGGACAGAACUGUGGCUGAGCCCCUGUGGCCGGCUCUGGGGGAGCCUCCUCGGGGAACUGCUAUUCUAAGCGGUCCAGUUCCGAGCACAUGCUCCCUGGCAAGGAGGCUUCUGCAUGUGUCUCCAUCCAGCAGCUGCCAGCGGGAGUAGUCGCUGGGUGUCUAAACACAAAGAGAGCCUUGAUUACCUAGAGAGAAAAGAAGGCUGCCGGCCAGAUGGGACCAGGCCCGUGAGCAGAGGCUGGAGCUGCCAAAGAAAGAGCCAAAGGAAGGGAGGCCAGGCCCAUCCCAGAUGCCAGAGGAAGGCUGGGCAUGGUUUCUGCAGGGCCAUGCUGUCUUCCUGGGGCACAACCGUGACCUACCAAAGAGCAGGCAGGCAGAAUCAGAGGGCCCUCGUGUCCAGAAAGAACCCCCUUAAAAACAAGCAAAACCAAGAACUUCUGGAGCUGUUACACAUCACUUGAGUCCCCUGCAAGAUAUUUCUGGCAUGCUGAGCUGAACGCUGCCAUCUUUGUUCAUUCUUUCUAACAGGCAAAGCAGGAGCAAUGAGGUGAAAGUUGUAAAUAAUAAAUCUAUUUAUCCCGCUAUUUAUUUUUUCAAUAACUGUGACCUCCUGCACUGUGAAUGCUCCUGUGGUAUGAGAUUCUUAGUUUAAUAAAACUGUCAUUAAAUUGGAAUGAAUUGAUAUUAUUGGUUACUAAACACUGGCAUGAGUUUAUUUUUAUUGUGAAGAAACAUCUAGAGUAAAUAUGAACUAAAUCUUUAUAAGAAAUCUAGCAGUCAGUAUUGUAAUGCAAUAUAUCAAAAUCUGUACACUGUCAAUAAAAUAAAUGCAC
Molecule: messenger RNA, 9028 nt
Organism: Rhinolophus ferrumequinum (greater horseshoe bat)
Lineage: Eukaryota; Metazoa; Chordata; Mammalia; Chiroptera; Rhinolophidae
Gene: SLC24A4
Product: solute carrier family 24 member 4
Exons: 17
Coding region: 628-2517 (629 amino acids)
Biological process (GO): intracellular calcium ion homeostasis; sensory perception of smell; calcium ion transmembrane transport
Cellular component (GO): membrane
Molecular function (GO): calcium, potassium:sodium antiporter activity; calcium channel activity
Source: RefSeq, a predicted model, not a curated record